GAGAUAUGACUUGGUAAUUUGCGAUGUCGUGUAAGAAUUUCGAAUAUUUUUUGUGCGCGUUUAUGUAGGAUUCAGAACGCUUUAUAGCGCAGAUUCUGCACAUCAUGGUCUAUAAAGAAGAAGUACUAUCAUGGUUCAAAGAUUUGCCUGGCGCUAAACGCAUAGACUUCAUGUGCAGAUUAGUGCAUUUCUGUGUGCCACUUGAGCUGCGAUUUUUUGGAACAUGCGUCGAAGACCUCGCAAAGCGAGACUUUCAUUACCUCAGGGAUUUAGAAAACAAGUCUAACUCUGCCUCAGAAUUAACUAAACUAACAGAUGUAACGGAUUGUGCUAUGCGAAGUAAGCUCAUAAUUACUCUAACUUUGCUGUACUCGUCGAACUACACGUGUUCAAAUCUACUGUUCAGAACGUUGACCAAUCUCGAAUCCGUGUUGGACAAUCUGCCAAAAAAUGAGAAAGUUGCAAAUGAACUUCAGUUGCUUUUCACUUUGUCAACCAACCACCCUGCUUUCACAUCUGAGCAAAAAAGAGCAUUCAACUUGCUUCUCGAAAAAGUGUGCCGCAUAUAUGGAAGCUUCUUACCAGCAGAACACAAGAAGAAGGUUUUGUCUCACCAUGGAAAGCCAGAGGGGAAGCAGAGGCGAUCUGCAUCGGAAAGCUCAUCCCGAUCGUCCGUCAUGUCCAGCCCAACACGCACGCCUGAGAAAGGUCGCAGUGAGAGCGCGAGCGUGAUCGCGGGAAGGUACAAUGCUAAAGCAAAGUAA
Messenger RNA from Priapulus caudatus, 764 nucleotides. Its product is annotated as zinc finger CCHC domain-containing protein 2-like. Bases 105 to 764 code for a protein of 219 amino acids. The record is from RefSeq and is a predicted model, not a curated record. Lineage: Eukaryota; Metazoa; Priapulida; Priapulimorpha; Priapulimorphida; Priapulidae. The transcript has 4 exons.